AGAGCUAUCUUUCCCUCGUUUCACCGACGACGUUGUCGGCGAGUCUCCGGCGAGAGGAUAAUUUGUAGAAUUCUUUCUAAACAAGAUGGAAGGACAAGAUAUAGCUAAUAUAGUGGUCAUAUGGAGGGGUAGACAGCUGAAUGUGGAGGUCAAUGCUGACUCUAAAGUUAAAGAUUUCGGUCUGAUGCUACAGAAGCUGACUGACAUAAAAGCUGAUACUCUGCGUCUUCUUGUUCCACAAUCGAAGGCUUCAAAAAUGAUUAUUCCUUUCUCUGAUAGCCAUUCAAAUUUAACCUUGCGCGAGGUUUCUAUUCUGGAGGGUAAACCCAUAAGAAUGAUGGGUGUGUUUGACAAUGAAAUUGAGGAGGUAUCACAAAAUAGUUCAAAUCCUGAUUUGAGAAUAGCUGGUUUUGAUGAGGAGGAGAAGCGAAUGAGACAACGAAUGGGUAGACCUGUAGUUUCUCUGAAAUUGCCCACAGGGCCUUACAUCUUUGGCAAUUUCCAGACACUUGAUAUCCCAGGGAUUGAGCUGAAUCCACCACCUUUAGAAGCAUUGAAAAGAAUGCACAUGCUUGCCUGUGAUCCGGGAAUUAUCGCUAUCAUGAACAAGCAUCGUUGGAGGGUGGGAAUUAUGACGGAAAUGGCACCUGAAGGAUAUGUUGGCAUCAGCCCUAAAUGUAUUCUUGGGUUCAACAAGAAUCAUGGGGAGGAGAUAUCCUUGCGUCUUCGGACAGAUGAUCUUAAGGGAUUCAGGAAAUAUGACAACAUUAAGAAGACUCUCUUGCAUGAACUCGCUCACAUGGUGUACUCUGAACAUGAUGCCAACUUUUAUGCUCUGGAUAAACAGUUAAACCGAGAAGCAGAAAGCUUGGAUUGGACAAAAUCAAAAGGCCAUACUUUGAGUCGUCGGAAGGUCUCAGAUUACUAUGAAGACGAUAUUGCUUAUGAAACAGUGACAGGUUAUGAAGGUCAGAAACUUGGGGGAAGCUCAAAUGCUCUAGCCACUGCUCGUGCUUCCUCCGUUGCUGCUGCUUACUACCGUUCCUUGAAAGCUUCUACAAAUCUAAUUACCACAGAAGACAAUCAUGCAACUGAACCUGAUCCUGAUGACAAUGAGCUGAGAAUUGAUCAGGAAAAGAUAUAUGCCGAGCCUGACCCUGAUGACAUAGUGGAUAUCAGGGAAGACAGAACACAUAUCAGCAUCAUAAGAGAAUCAGAUGUGAACGAUGAACCUGAUCCUGAUGAUUGCUUGGACCAUGAAAACACACAGGAACAUUGUCAGACGAUCAGCAAACCCGACCCUGAUGAUUCAUUAAUUGUUGAACCAGAUCCAGAUGAUUCCAUUCCUAAUGGCACUGAUUUAAAUCACAAAGUCAUUCUUGAGUCUGCUACUGAUGAGGCUGAAGCUAGUAUACUAAUUGACAAUGGUUCACCAAUUAAACAUGUGCUUCCUGGAAGGAACUGCGAUGAACCAGAUCCUGAUGACUCUCUGAAAAGCGAUACUUUAAUGGACGGUAAACAGAUGGAAAUAGAUGAGCCUGAUCCUGAUGACAGUACAAUCACUUUGGAUAAUGAAGAACUAAGAAUAAUUGAAGAACCAGUAGCUGCUAUAUGUGCACGUCUCCAGAAAGCUAUAGCGUGGUUAAGGUCUGAAGCACCUCCGGCAGAGGCAGCAUCUGUCCUUCAGACCCUAUCAAAAAUUAUCAGGAAUGUGAUUGAUCAUCCAGAUAAUAUGAAAUUCAGAAGACUGCGGAAGUCCAAUCCUAUGUUUCAAAGGAAUGUUGCAAAUUACAAAGCGGCGAUGGAGGUUCUUGCAUUGAUUGGUUUUGCCGAGGAUAUUAUAUCCGACGAGGUUGGGAGAGCGGAAGCUUACUUAGUGUUGAAGAGGAAUGAUCCCGGAUUGCUGUGGCUCGCCAAAUCUUCGUUAGAGAUCUCCAUUGCUUAAUGCAUGGCUUAAUCGAGUAUCGCAUUUGAUGCUAAAACAUUUGUGAUUGCUUGUAUAGAACAAAUUGAAUGUAUUAUAUAUACUAUAUUAUUAUAAUUAAAAGUCACUGGGAUGUUUGUUUGAUGUGAAAAAAAA
This is a messenger RNA of Dioscorea cayenensis subsp. rotundata (Guinea yam), 2080 nucleotides long. RefSeq lists its product as uncharacterized. The coding region runs from base 86 to 1945 and encodes 619 amino acids. The transcript has 11 exons. Lineage: Eukaryota; Viridiplantae; Streptophyta; Magnoliopsida; Dioscoreales; Dioscoreaceae. The record is from RefSeq and is a predicted model, not a curated record.